Molecule: messenger RNA, 4237 nt
Organism: Petromyzon marinus (sea lamprey)
Lineage: Eukaryota; Metazoa; Chordata; Hyperoartia; Petromyzontiformes; Petromyzontidae
Gene: RAB21
Product: RAB21, member RAS oncogene family
Biological process (GO): Rab protein signal transduction
Molecular function (GO): GTP binding; GTPase activity
Source: RefSeq, a predicted model, not a curated record
CGCCCAACGCAAGCCCAAGGCUACAUGUAAAUCCACAACAAGGAACUCGCCAUAUUCUCUCCCCCUGUGGGUGCAGACGGCGCUCGCGGUUUUGCCGGUGAGACACAGCAGUAGACGCGGCAAAAGAGGCAGCUGGAGACGAGAGUCGAGAAGGCGGCUUUGUUAUCGCUGAGCGAGGAGGAGGAGGAGGAGGAAGGAAGGAAGGCGGCCGUUCCGAUAAGAAAGCGACGGUCGCUGGAUGCGGCAUGGCAGGCCCUGCGGGGGGUGGCAGGGCGCACUCGUUCAAGGCGGUGUUGUUGGGCGAGGGCUGCGUGGGGAAGACGUCUCUGGUGCUGCGCUACUGCGAGAACAAGUUCAAUGACAAGCACAUCACAACGCUACAGGCAUCCUUCUUGACCAAGAAACUGAAUAUCGCUGGGAAAAGAGUAAAUCUGGCCAUUUGGGACACGGCAGGCCAGGAACGCUUCCACGCACUUGGGCCUAUCUAUUACCGUGACUCCAACGGAGCCAUUCUCGUGUAUGACAUCACGGAUGAGGACUCCUUUCAGAAGGUCAAAAACUGGGUAAAAGAAUUAAGGAAAAUGCUUGGAAACGACAUCUGUUUAUGUAUAGUAGGUAACAAGAUAGACCUUGAGAAAGACAGGCACGUGUCCGUGGAGGAAGCCGAGGAGUACGCGACGUCAGUAGGAGCCAAGCACUUUCAUACAUCCGCCAAACAAAACAAGGGCAUCGAAGAGCUCUUUCUGGACCUUUGCAAAAGGAUGCUGGAGACGGCGCAGUCGGAGGAGAGCGGGAAGGGGAACGGCGCGUCCCGUGGCGGCAGCACGCGGCGCGGGGUGCAGAUCGUUGACGACGAGCCCCAGCAGCAAGGCUCCGGAGGCUGCUGCUCCUCCUGAGCUCGUCCCCGCACUCCGCCUACUCAUCCUCCUCCUUGCUCAACCACCGCCAACACCAUUGGGCCCUUUUUACAACAGCUUGGAAAUCGCUCCAUGCAUGUUCACCGACGGUGCUUGAACUGACAAGCAAGCAUGAAUGCUCGUCCGUCGUUUAUCCGACGUGAAUCUCAAGCGUUGGGGGGUGAUGCUGAUCUGGCUUAGUCGGUUGCCUGAGAAAUCUGGCCUGAGAAUCCUGAUGGGCAUAGAUGUAAGCAAUUUGUAAGCAGUGCGCGCAGUGCAGCUGCCUUAUCGCUUUGCGGAACAGCUUAUACAUCAACAUUAUACAUGUUGACAUUUGAACAUGAAACAAUAUUUACUAUCUACGUUAAAAAGUUUUGCCAAUGAAAUUUCCUGAAAUAUGUAUGUCAAAACAUACAAAUUAAUUAAGGCGGAGAGCAAGCACCGCUUGUUUAUCUUUCUGCAAACAUCUUAACGUGGGACAGCUCGGACUCUUACGUAAGAUUUGGCGAUUUAAUUGCAUUAAGACCUGUUGUAAAAAGGGCGAUUAAAAUAGCAAAUUUUUGAUGAACAUGACACCCUUUCAUUAUUGGAGUGCCAUGUUGCUGAGAGGAGUCCUUGUAUAACUUUAGACACCUGUAAUUCGCACCUCGUGUACUCCCACAACGAUAGAAGGUAUACAACCCUUGUGGAUUAACAGACCACCGACUUUGUGUGUGCUUCGUAGGCAUUUAUUAGGGGUGUCUAACAAAGUAUCCCUUCUGUGUUUUCCUUUCAAAAUGUUAGACAACUGCUCUCUUUACUGACAAUUCAGACACAAACCAUGGUUAUACCUGGACACAUGACAUGUUGCGUAUUAAGAGUAUUGGCAAAUUAAAUUUGUUUAGAAAUGCACAGCAUCUUCUCCAUCGCUUGGCAUGAAUUUGUGCUUAGGAUGAAUAACAGGGAAGUUGUAAAACUGUUUCACAUGCACCAAGGACCCCAAUAGAGUUUCAUUGUAAACUUUUACAUUUGCAAAACAAUACUCGUAAGAAAAUGACCAAACGUUCUAAGUAAGAUCUUCCUGAAAUAAAAAAAUUGAGCUAAUUUAAGGUUUUCCUGGUUAAAUACUGUAAUUUACAUUUUGCGAUUAUAAUUUUAUCAUGUGUUGUUGAUGUUUUCUCAUGCCCAAGUUGCACACCACUUGUGAUAUGCCUUUUGUCACUACUCCGUUCAUUGUUGAAGCUGGCCUAAGUCUGGAGUUUGCACCCUCAAGCCUGCAUAUCUCUUGCAUCUCCUGUGUUUCUCUACUCAAUCCAUUUGCCCCCCCCCCCCCUCUUCAGGUGUUCUCCGUGUACAACGAACGCACUUCUGUUUUUCCAAAUGUCUUGCGUUUUUAGCAUUGCCACAUCCGUGCGGUGUUCUGGGUCAACAAUGUAUUUUCUUCAAUUAUUAAGAUUAAUGCUACAAAUAAACAUUUUCACAUUCGGGUUUUAUAUAUGAGUAAAGAUGCAUAUACGUACUAAUAAAUUGAUAUCAAUUCAGCUUGAGUAAUGAGACACAUUUCACGAAUCACACUAGGAAAUGAUGCAUGCAGUGUUUAGCCAUUGGGAGAGAUUUGAAAGGUCAUAUUUCCAGGUGCCUCUGACCCAUAACGCUGAGAUCUUGGACAUGUCAGUGUUGCUAAAAUUAGACGUGGAUUUGGCAUGCAUUGGCUUGAUUAGAAGUGUCCUGGCCAAUGGAAUAGAAUAUUGUUACAUGCUGAUAUGUCCCAUUUUGGUGUCGUUCGAAGUCCUGUUGUUAAAUAUUGAUUGUAUGACUUAAUUACUGCUGUGUUAAAGUUUAUUUAGUUGAAAACUACACUUUCUCUAUAUGAAAAAGAUGUUGCGAUGUGUGGUUGUUAAUAAAGCUGCAACUUUCAAGUCAUUGUUGAAGGACAAGAUCCCUCGUCGCUGGAGGAGCGGUGCAAGUAGUGUGUCAAGAUGCCGCACUGGGAAGGCCACAGCAGACGGCUGUUUUUGGAAAUUGUCGAGCGGUGUCGCUAGUCUAGUAGACAUCGGCACUAUACUGUAAAAAUGUUGACGUCUUAUUUGUAAUGGACAGCCAACAUGCAAGCCCCUAGCAUUUUGGUGUGGAACGCACAUUAGGAAUUUGAAACGAUGUAUCAACUCAAAUUGUAAAACUCAAUACUGUAGUCUUUAAUUCAGAAUUGAAAAUGUAUACAGCACAUUUUGUAUUCGUGAUGGUGAUAUCUGGAUACGCAUAUCGGGGUUUCUUCAGACAGAUGGUGAGUAGGAAGCAGAAUGCCGACCUUCAACUUGUAUGUUGAUAACUGACUUGCCUAAUGACAGGAUACAUCGUGGUAUUUUAUACACGUGACCCCUAUUCGUUGUGUCCAGAAUCCCUUUUAAGAUACAAGGCAAAUGCAAGCUAUCACGUCUUGGCACAAAAAAUACCUAUUGCACCGUUUAUCCAUUUGCUUUUUUAAAUUAAAUUCUUCUCAGUGCUAAACUAUGUUAAUUGACACUUUGUUGCAGUUUGUGGCAGCGGAAUGUUUGACCAUACAGGAAAGGUUUUUCAAUACAGCAGAAAAUGGUAAUUUUUGUUGUCGGUUUCUCAGAUAAGUAUGCAUUUUGCCGAGCUGCCGCAUGUGAUGUGGAGGUCGGCACGAUGCUAGGUUGAGGGUAUUUUGGAUGUAAAAGUGCCAUUUGAUCUGCCAUGUUAGUGUCAACGCUUUCUAAAGCUUCUGGCAAAACUGCCCCCUUAAUAUUCAAAAGGUUUUAAAUUAUUAUUCUGAAGGCUAGAUCCAAAUGAGUUUAUUUCAGGGGAAGUAUUUAUUUUUAGGAGGGUGUUAAUAUUUCAGUUGCCUUGGGUGCCCGACUAACUUGACGUUCAAAAAACCAUUGAGUGCAUUCUCCCGUCUCGUCACUUAAAACCCUGAUAUUGAGAAGGGAAGUAUUUAAUCAAAUCCACAUUUUAACUAACACUUGAUGCUUAAUUGUAACACUACUGUAUAAUAAUUCAAAGAAAACCUGUAUAGAUUAAAUAAAAAUGGGAAAUAAUUGUUUUCCUUAAAUCUAUAAGAUUUCCACAAGGGCUUCUGGAGGACGGUUCAUCCGGGUGACAUGCCAGUCACUUUGAAAACAGGCUUGGAUCAGGCACGCUCCCAGCAGGGAAGGUCCCUUCCCAAGUAAGACUUGUACAUGGCUCUAUAGGCUGCCGUUUCUCCACAGUUAAAAAUAACGCACGCUACAUACAUGUUGUGCAUGCUGCUGUUGGGUAUUCUCGAUUUGUGCAGACUGUAAUUGACACUUGUAAAAGUCUUAUUUAAAAUACGGCAUAUAAAGUAUUUUACUCAUGUUUCA